This is a messenger RNA of Maniola jurtina (meadow brown), 1251 nucleotides long. It is a transcript of the gene Elp4, whose product is annotated as putative elongator complex protein 4. The transcript is spliced from 8 exons. Gene Ontology annotation, cellular component: elongator holoenzyme complex; transcription elongation factor complex; cytoplasm. Gene Ontology annotation, biological process: tRNA wobble uridine modification. Bases 92 to 1183 code for a protein of 363 amino acids. NCBI's taxonomy places the organism in Eukaryota, Metazoa, Arthropoda, Insecta, Lepidoptera, Nymphalidae. The record is from RefSeq and is a predicted model, not a curated record.
CGCUCAAAAUGUCAAAUAUUAUUUAUUCUUAUUUUUAUAAAUAAUAAUUAUAAUAUAUUAAAUAAUAAUUUUAAAUAAAAUAUAGUAAAAAAUGACUAGCUUUCACAAAGCUUCGUCUUUAAACGCGAGUCUUGAAGGUACAAAAUUAAAAAAUAACCUCGCUUACGUUUCCACGGGAAUACCGUCCUUGGAUUUUAUUAUUGGUGGUGGGUUGCCUGCCGGUAGUGUGUUUCUUGUAGAAGAAGAUGUGCUAGGCAGUUAUAGUAGAGUGCUUACGAAAUACUUCCUUGCUGAAGGUGUGGUUUGUAAACAUGACUUAUUUAUUGCAUCUGCUGAUGAAAGCCCCGAAAAUAUAGUUAAAGAAUUACCCCAACCAUGUACAGUCUCAAAUGAAAAGCCUAAUCGUGAUAGUAGUGGAGAGAUGAAAAUAGCAUGGAGAUAUGAGGGCUUGGGACAAGUGGAGUCAUCAUUUGGAAGCAACACUAACUUUGGCCACCAUUUUGAUCUCAGCAAGCAUAUUGAUGAAGAUACUAUCAGAAAUUGUAAUAUAACUUAUUGUCAUUUACUACAAAAUGAUGAAAAAGUUAAUGGUUUCAAGAAUAAUCUGUAUCAUAAUCUAUUAACAAACAUUAAAAAAGCUCUGUCUAAAGAAGAGUAUAUGAGUAAUAGCAAAAAUAAAAACAUUCUCCGUUUGAGCAUACAAGCUCUUGGGUCUCCUAUUUGGAUGACUAUGGAUUAUGAUGACACACAGAGUGGCUACGGACAAGAUCUGAUAAAGUUUUUGUAUUGUUUGAGAAUGCUUGUGAGAGACACAAAUGCAGUUGCAUUUAUAACUGUUCCUUCACAUUUGUUUGAUGAUGAACACUUGAUAAAAAGAAUAUUAUACUCUGUUGAUAAUGCUGUUAGAAUAGAAUCAUUUGCUGGCUCAAGCAAAGAAACAAAUCCAGUGUACAAUGAAUAUCAUGGACUGUUCUAUAUAACAAAACUCUCUGCACUGUACACACUUGUGCCUUUUGUGCCUCCAAGUCUGGAUCUAGCAUUCAAGUUAAGAAGGAAAAAGUUUGUCAUAGAGAAACUACAUUUGCCUCCAGAGCUUCAAGAAUCAAGUGAACGCGAACAAGAUGAUAUAACUGCUAUCCCAAAAACUUGCGGUGGAUAUAAGAAAAUGGAUAUCGAUUUCUAAAAUGAAAUUAUGUUAAUGUUAUAUUUUGUGAUACAAUCAUUAAAGUAUGUGGUAUAUUUUUAAAACAA